AUGGCAGCCGGUUUCAAAACGGCAGAACCUCUCGAAUAUCACAGAAGCUUUUUGAAAGAGAACUGCCGGCCUGAUGGAAGGGAACUCGGAGAGUUCAGAGCGACAACGCUGAACAUAGGUUCCAUAAACACUGCCGAUGGAUCCGCUUUAGUUAAGAUCGGUAACACCACGGUUAUUUGUGGAAUAAAAGCGGAAUUAGCAGCACCCACAGUUGAUGCGCCUGAGAGCGGCUACAUUGUACCGAAUGUGGACCUACCACCACUGUGUUCCUCCAGAUUCCGGCCGGGACCACCAGGAGAGAAGGCCCAGGCAGCGAGUCAGUUUGUCGCGGAUGUUAUUGAGAGCUCUGAUGUAAUACAGAAAAAGGACUUGUGCAUCGAAAAAGGAAAGCUUUGCUGGGUGCUCUACUGCGAUAUCAUGUGUUUAGAUUACGAUGGAAAUUUGUUGGACGCGUGUAUCAUAGCUCUACUUGCGGCCCUGAAGAAUGCACAACUUCCAGAAGUGACAAUAAACAAAGAGACAGAUUUGGCAGAGGUAGACUUCCAAAAGAAGAAUCGCCUCAAGAUCAACAGACAUCCUACUGCGUCCUCGUUCUCCGUGUUUGACGAUUCGGUUAUUAUAGUGGACCCUACGGCAGAGGAGGAGGGUCUGUCUACAGCGUUAAUGACGGUGGUAACUGACGAAGAAGAUCGACUCUGCAUGCUACAUAAACCAGGAGGUUCAUCUCUGUCUGGAGAGAAGCUUCAGGAUUGUAUAAAUCGAGCGGUGAUGCGAAACCGAGAGGUCAGCAAACUGAUCGACAAGGUCAUGGAGAGCGUAAAAGCGAAAAAAUGAAGACAAAAGAGCGG
Molecule: messenger RNA, 848 nt
Organism: Chanos chanos (milkfish)
Lineage: Eukaryota; Metazoa; Chordata; Actinopteri; Gonorynchiformes; Chanidae
Gene: exosc8
Product: exosome component 8
Exons: 11
Coding region: 1-834 (277 amino acids)
Biological process (GO): U1 snRNA 3'-end processing; nuclear-transcribed mRNA catabolic process, deadenylation-dependent decay; nuclear polyadenylation-dependent rRNA catabolic process
Cellular component (GO): cytoplasmic exosome (RNase complex); nuclear exosome (RNase complex)
Molecular function (GO): mRNA 3'-UTR AU-rich region binding
Source: RefSeq, a predicted model, not a curated record